Mustela erminea (ermine) is the source of this 8098-nucleotide messenger RNA. It is a transcript of the gene OPRM1, whose product is annotated as opioid receptor mu 1. The transcript is spliced from 4 exons. The record is from RefSeq and is a predicted model, not a curated record. Gene Ontology annotation, cellular component: neuron projection; membrane. Gene Ontology annotation, biological process: neuropeptide signaling pathway; sensory perception of pain; G protein-coupled opioid receptor signaling pathway. Lineage: Eukaryota; Metazoa; Chordata; Mammalia; Carnivora; Mustelidae. Gene Ontology annotation, molecular function: morphine receptor activity; neuropeptide binding; G-protein beta-subunit binding. Bases 239 to 1444 code for a protein of 401 amino acids.
GGUUGAGGAUGUGUCUCUACUACUAAGGCGGAAGGAGGCUACAAGCAGUGGAUAAUGUCAGAUCCCCCCUCUCCCAUUCUACCUGACGCUCCUCUCUGGCUGCACCAGGGCUGAUCUCUGUAAGAAAUAGCAGGAACUGUGGCAGCAGCUAGAGGAAGCGGCCGAGACGCGUGGAACCUGGAAAAGUCUGGGUGCUCGGGUUUAGCUCAUAGCGAGGUCCCAGCCAGCCGUCAGCACCAUGGACAGCGGCACCGUCCCCACCAACGCCAGCAACUGCACUGAUUCCUAUACGCACUCUUCAAGUUGCUCCCCGGCACCUAGUCCCAGCUCCUGGGUCAACUUCUCCCACCUAGAUGGCAACCUGUCCGAACCAUGCGGUCCGAACCGCACCGCGCUGGGCGGGAGCGACAGCUCGUGCCCUCCGACCGGCAGUCCUUCCAUGAUCACGGCCAUCACCAUCAUGGCACUCUACUCCAUCGUGUGCGUGGUGGGUCUCUUCGGAAACUUCCUGGUCAUGUAUGUGAUUGUCAGAUACACCAAAAUGAAGACUGCCACCAAUAUCUACAUUUUCAACCUUGCCCUAGCGGAUGCCUUAGCAACCAGUACCCUGCCCUUCCAGAGCGUCAAUUACCUAAUGGGCACAUGGCCAUUUGGAACCAUCCUCUGCAAGAUUGUGAUCUCCAUAGAUUACUAUAAUAUGUUCACCAGCAUCUUUACCCUCUGUACCAUGAGUGUUGAUCGCUACAUUGCAGUCUGCCAUCCUGUCAAGGCCCUGGAUUUCCGUACUCCCCGCAAUGCCAAAAUUGUCAAUGUCUGCAACUGGAUCCUCUCUUCAGCCAUUGGCUUGCCUGUAAUGUUCAUGGCAACAACAAAGUACAGGCAUGGUUCCAUAGAUUGUACACUCACAUUCUCUCACCCAACCUGGUAUUGGGAAAACCUGCUGAAAAUCUGUGUUUUCAUCUUUGCCUUCAUCAUGCCCGUCCUCAUCAUUACCGUGUGCUACGGACUGAUGAUCUUACGCCUCAAGAGUGUCCGUAUGCUCUCUGGCUCCAAAGAAAAAGACAGGAAUCUGCGAAGAAUCACCAGGAUGGUGCUGGUGGUUGUGGCUGUGUUCAUUGUCUGCUGGACUCCCAUUCACAUUUAUGUCAUCAUCAAAGCCUUGAUUACAAUCCCAGAAACUACGUUCCAGACCGUUUCCUGGCACUUCUGCAUUGCUCUAGGUUACACAAACAGCUGCCUGAACCCAGUCCUUUACGCAUUUCUGGAUGAAAACUUCAAACGAUGCUUCAGAGAGUUCUGUAUCCCAACUUCCUCUACCAUUGAGCAACAGAACUCCACUCGAAUCCGUCAGAACACCAGAGACCACCCCUCCACGGCCAAUACAGUGGAUAGGACUAACCAUCAGCUAGAAAAUCUGGAAGCAGAAACUGCUCCAUUGCCCUAGAUGGGUCUCAUGCCAUUCAGACCCUCACUGAGCUUAGAAGCCACCAUCUAUGUGGAAGCAGGUCACUGCAAGAACCUGUGGGAGCCUCUAGUUUCAGGAAAGUGCCAGCUCCUGAGUCAUCAAAACUCGAUCUUCUGAGCACUCCACUCUACACAUGUGAAGGAGACAUCUCAAUUAAGUCAGUUGCUGGGAAGGAAAGACCAUACCAUGCUUAAAAGUCCAACUUGUGUACAUAAUCAUGAGGAAGAUGUCCAAUGGGACCAAAACACACCAUGGUAUGUGAACUGAGGUCAUCAUAGAAGAUGGCCCUUCUGUGUGUAUUAUUUUGUUUUGAAGCAAAUAUUUAUGACCUCAUCAAACAAAACCCAUCAGUUGUUAAAUUUAGCAUGGUGACAUGUAAAGUAAGUGUUACCUCUGAUCAAAGGAACUUGUGUGGAAAUCUCAAGACUUUAUCUAGUCUUCUGUAAGGAACACUUUCUUCUUUUACCUUUAAUAUUAACCUUAAUAUUGGUUAAGACAUCAUUUCCACCUUUGUUUCUUUGUUUUGUAUUCUUCUAAAGAAUAACGUCUCCUACGUAGCUCCAUAAUUUUGAGGAAGUAAUUAGCAUGAAAUGUUAUCUGAAACACAACAGUGUGUCAGCUGCAGAAAGGUUGACUCUUGUGCAUUUCAGGUACUUCCCAAGAGUUCAUGGGAGAUUAUUCAUUCUUAGGCUUUCAGUUGUUUGCUCCCUAAUUUUAACUGUGAGGAUCCCUUCUUUUAUCAAACUAUUCAUAAAAGGUAAUUGUGGAUCAAUGAGCUCAUCACUUCAUCUGGGGAGGAAGUCAAGCUUUAAAAUGUACUUAUUCUUCAUUUCUCAGUAGUUUCUCCAUACUGCAUGCUCCUUUUGUAUAUUAUCUUAUCUUUUUUUUUAAUUCUGUGAUAAAAUGACAGUCUAAGCCUUUUUAAAAAUUUAUAUCCAAUAAGCUUAAUCUCAAAACAGAAAGACUCAAAUGAUCAUAGAUAAAAAUGGUUAAUCUUCUUUUCAAUCCUGUGGAGUUACUUGGACCUGAAAUAUUAACAGUGACCCAAGAAUAUUUUCCUGAAGAUUGUGUUUAUAUAAUGUCAUCACCAAUAUGUUGGUCUUUUUGAUCUUUGUUAAAUGUCAAGAUUUCCUUUGUAAAAUGUCAGUCUUCUAAGCAAUUUCUGUAAGACAAUUCUCCUCUUUGACUGGUUUUCUUUGGUAUAAAAUACAGUAGAGAGUUGGCAAUCACCCAUUUUUAUUUGAUCUAUAUAGACAGUCAAGUCAGAUGGCCUAUGCAAAGAAAAAAAAAGCCCUCCACUUUGAACUUUUGUCUGGGUUGAUUAAAUGAGUCAUGUACAUUGUAGUUAUCUAUGAAGAUAUAGUACAUGACAGGGUACCAAUUUCCCUUAUAAAAAAGUAUUUCUAAGUCUACAAGCUGCCAGUAGACUCAAUAUUAAAAGUUAUAUCUGUUCCUCAAUAUAAUAAGACACAAAUAUGUACUGGGCAUCCAGAUCAAAUAUCCAAGACAUCUUGGACCAGAAUAGCUAAAUUUACUGUCUCAGAUCUAGCUAGCUGUCAUUAUGUGGACCCAACACAUGUAUCCAUUGGAUGAGAAGAAAAAGAAAAAAAAAAGAUAAUAUUUUAUCUUGAAUCUUGAAUAUUGAAGUCUUAUAUUUGCCUCUAAUAAUCUCUGUUUCUCAAAUAUUAUGUCCCAGAAAUGAUAUGUAUUAUUUUUAUUUUUUUCUGAUCAAAGUAAUUUAAACCAGAGCCUUAAAAAGUUUUAGAUUGUUAAAUAAAUGCGUUUGUGUAUAAAUACAUAUAUGCAUAUAGACACUAUUAGAGCUUCCACAAGUAAAAGGAUAAUUCAAAUGAAACACAAUGAAGGAGAAUGAAAUAUCUGUAUGUAAGUCACUUGGGAGGAAAGUUCUUCCUUUUAAUGGGCUGUAAUAACAUCAGUUCUCUCGAGAGAUGACGUAGCACUGCUUUCCGCUCAUAAGGCUGUUUCUCAACAAUCAUUUCUGCCUGAUGACCAGCUCUCAGUUAAAACAUUCUGAAAUGAAUAAUAAAUAUGCUUUUCAAUGUUUUUCAUUCAAAACCCUUGUCACAAAAUUUACUAGAACUGCCUUGAUAUUCCAUGGCAAAUGGGGAAGUGGCAGCCCUGAUUCGGUUGGUUAAGCUAAAGUUCCUUGUGAAAUCUGUAUAUAAAGGGAAUGUAACGUUCUGCUUUGUUCUUCUUCUCAUUUCACCUUCCUGUCCUUACAGAUAGGAUUUCUUCUGGUCUGGCCUUCUUCCAGUGAAGCAAACUAUUGAUGUAAAGUAAGGGUAAGGCAUAGUAGCCUUAAUUCUCAGCUUCUCUGUGAACCACGCAUGCCCCUACUAUAGCUGUGCAUUUACAGCCACAAAUACGAUCCUUUCCUUAGAAAUAUCCAUGAAUAGGAAAUGGGUGUCUUCAGGAAUCCUUGCUGCCCUUACAAAAGCACCAAGAUUUUUGCCGACAUUUUCAACAUAUUUCUUUUCUCAUGAGCCAUAUUUCUUCAAUGAGGGGAGAGAUGGGAACAAACACCAACCUUCAUCAGUGCCUUGUUCUUGCUUUGGCCUAACCACUGUACUUUCCCUGGUAGAAGAUGCUCCAGGAUCAUAGUGACAGAAUACAGCCUUCAGAUUAUAUUUAAGACCACUGCCAUUGGGACAUUAGAGCCUAAAGUGACAAGCCAAUUAAAGGGUCUAGCUUUGUGGCAUUUAGCCAGGAGGUAGUUGUAUUUAAUUAAUAAUAAUUUCAACCCAGUCAUUGUUCACCACUGAGAUCAAACUAAAACCACGAGGAGGUAUGUACAUUGCUAGCUGUUCAAAAGUAAGCAAAACCAAAUGGCAAAAGCUUAGUGUGCCAUGGUAUGUGGCAAAUAUUCAAGCUCUUGUCAUGUAAUGUGUUGGGGUUUUUUAAGGAGUCAGUACAUAAGUCAAGUUCAGUUUGAUUUACCUAAUAUUAUUGUGUCCAAGACACUUGAGUUACAAAUGUAAAGAUCAUUGACACUGAGGUUUUAGGGUUAUGAACAGUGGAUUGAGGGUGGACUGAACUUGCAUCCUGUAACAAGGUACUUUUGAAAUAACAUCAAAUAGCUGCAUAUACAUUUUAAGGGAAUUUUAAAGGCUCAGAAAAAAUUAAAAUUGAGUAUAUCAACCUUUGAAAUAUAUCAGUCUUGACUAAAAUAUAUGAAAAGAUGAUUCUUGACCCUUGGCACAUAUUCAGAGGGAGAUCAAUUUUUCUGGGGCUUUCCCCAUCACAUACAUUUUCAACUCACUUUGCAUUUCCUAUAACCUUGCAUGAAGUGAGAAUUUUAAAAUCUGCACUUGAAAUUGUACCUAAGCUUUACAAUGUUACAGAGGAAAUUGGCAUAAUUACUUCUUCCUCUGCUGUUUGAGAGGGAUUCAGGUUUGCAUUCAAAGCCAACCCACCUGGAAACUAGUGCUUAGGGUUCUAAUGUCCCCAUACCCCUGGCUCCUCCCCCAAAAAAUAGCCCUGUGAUUUCAUGUGGUACAAGCGGUGAGCUCCUUCCUUCUCUCCCAACUUCCAGAAACUCAGUUAAAUCUCUGAUCCAUUCACAUCCAAAAGAGUGCCUUGUCUGCUUAAAGACAAAAUAAAACUCUAUGACAAUAGAUUAAGAUGUUUCUAGACUGUACUACAACAUCUGAAACAAUGCAAAAGUUUUGCUAUUUAUUUGGAAAAAAAUUAUUUAAGAAUCGAGUGGAACCAUAAGGGACAAGGACAGAAGAGAGUUUACUCAUUUUUAUCAUUCUACCAUCUGAAUUAUCUGGCAUCAUACUUAACUACCACUCAAUGGAGCUGGUUGGCAUCACUACCUUUUAUACAAAGAUACUGUUUCUAAAAAGCGUGCAUUAUGUAGAGCAGGUAGGGAUCUAUUUAAGUUGCAACAGUUCUUUAGACUGUAUUAGAAAAGAAACAGGACCUACAGAAACCACACUUGAAUGCAAACAAGUCUUAUAGCUUUGUGUUUCAGUGAAACCUCUAUAUACUUAUGGAAAGAGCAUAAACAAUCCUAUGUAGUAUAAAAAUUGCCUGAAAUUAAUCAUAACAGCCUCAAAGCUUUCAAUGCAAGCAUAAAUAUGCUUUGAUUUUUCAGAUGAUGUGUCCUCAGUUUUGAAUUUGAAAGAAUGUUAAUAUUAAAUAUACAUCAUGAGGGGAAAUACAGUUUUUGCAGGAACUGAAUUUGCCUCUAUACAUCUCAAUAAUUGCAAACCUCAAUGAUUUGUUGUCAUUCAGAGCUAUCUCAUGAGUCAAACAUAGUUUGCUUCUCCCCCUAAAACUAUGUCCAUGAAAUCUAAACCAGGGCAACUGAAAAAAAAAAAAAAGUUUAUUACUUGUGUUCCAGCUAAUAGUGUCACAUUGUUAGCAAGCUUGCAUUGCCUAUACGGAAUAAAUGUAUAUUUGUCUUAUAGUUUCAGGAAAAGAACACAGAGGUCUUUUUGAAGACAGCAAGGGAAAUUUAUCUUAUCAUCACUGUGCGCUCUGUAAUAGGCAUGUUUUGCAACAACAACAACAAAAAUCCUCCAGGAAAAUAUGCACUUUAACAUUACCUACAACUUCCUUCUUCUUACUUUGCUACUUAAUUUUUUAAAGAACCUAAAUCUUGAGAAUAGGCUAUCAUAUUUACUUCCAAUUCUCUUAAAAUAAAUUUCUGUUGUUUUCCUUCCAAAACAUAAAUGUUUUAUUCAAUUAGCAUUAUCCACUAAAGCUAGAAAGUUUUCAAUGAAUACACAGGGCUACAAAAUGCCAAAUGGAAAUGAAAAGAAUAAGUGAUAGAAACAGAGAGAGGAAGAUAUGAGAAGAGAAAGGGUGGGAAUAGAUGGGACACUAUGUUUCUGAGAGCCUAGGUGAAACUGAACACAGUCACAUACACCGAAUAGCAUGAGUGAGCUUCGUUAAUAUAAGCACAGUAAAACUAGUUUAAUUAAUGAUUCCUAGAGAAAAGGGAGAGGAAAUCACAUUAGCGUGACCUGAUGAUAGAUUUUACUGUUCAUAGUGGAGGCCAAAGCAAAUGAGUUACUGAGAAAAACAAUAAUUAUUUUUCCCCAUUUUGUCGAGGGAAACAAGAUUCCUAACACUACAUGAUAUUUGCAAAAUUUGUAUGGCUCAUAGGCUGUCCUUUCUCUGGUUCCCUCAGAGAUGGGCUUCUGGGAUGUAGAGAUACUUUUCACAUUCUAUAUCUGGUAAUAGUCAUGAUGUCACCACUCCAGACCACUAUGACAUCAAAACAACCAAGCCUAAAGAUCAGUUGGUGCCUCUCAGAAGAGACCAGAGUCUGCAAGUGCCUACACAGAUUAGGUUCCCAGGGAUAUUCCCAAUUCUGAGUUGGAAAGGGCCAGUUACAGGCAUACGGUUUUUAUUAUGCCCUCAAAAGUUCUCUAAUCAAAGGUUAACCUGUGGAUCCCACUGUUUUUUGCAUCCCAUAUUAGAAUUUUUACUUUCCCAAAAUGAGACAAUACAAAUCACAUGAAAUUUCCAUUAUACGGCAUAACAUUGAAAUGCAGUAUGAAUAUCUACAGUUUUCUUGGCAGAGUAGUACAUCUGACUUUUUUCUUGCCAUGGUCAAGACACCACGCUCUAAAAUUAGUGGACGUUAUUCCCUAAGGAGACUGACUACCGGAAACUUUCAAAAGAAAAGAGUUCCCAUUUAUGAAGUAAAUUAGAAUAAAAUGGUCCAUCAGAUGUUUCAGAAUGCCUAUUCCUUAUAUGCCAACUCUUUGAGGUUUUUUUUCUUUCUUGGUUGCCUGACUAGUUCGUUGGUUUAGGGAUUCAUUAUUGUUGUUGGAUUAUUUUUCGUUGCUGUUCAAAAAUGUUGACUUCACCCUGUCAUCAUACACACGCAUGUUCCUCAAUUUUCUCUGCCCGAUGAAUUUCCCUUUGUAAUGGCCAAUGUAGGAGGUCAUCAUUGCCAGAGUAUAAUGGAAAAUUGAGACAUAUCUUUGCUCAUGGCUUGGCAACAUGCUGGGCCACUUACAUUCCCCAUUUCAUCAAAUAAUGUCCCUCUUCUCUAUAUCAUUUGGACUUUAGAACCAAUCAGAGUUCAAUCUCUAAUACCCAUACUAGCACAAGAAACCUAUCAGCCAGAUUCCUUUCCUGCAUCUCUGCAGGUGGUAAACCUGCUUCCUAUUGCCUGCUCUCAUCUCUGCAGGAGUCCAUUCAAAUAACAGAAAAAUAACAAGGCCUUCCUGUUACUCUCUUUGGCUGUGAGACAAUUUGUUCCUAUCUGCCCCCAGGCUCACCUAGCGCUCUGACUCAGUGGGAAGCUGCUACUGAUCAUCGCUGUAUUAACUCAAAACUCAUUUGCCUUAUGGAAAUUCAUGGCCCUUAAUUCUCAAGAGAAUGGAGCAAACCAAUAGGCUGCCUAGGCACCUAGGUACUUUCCAUGUAAUCUACUACAUCUGUAUAAAUUAGGUCCAAAUAGCAGGUUAUUUUCAAGAUUUAUAAACUCAAUACUGCAAAUCAUAGAACCUGGCAAGUAGUUCUUAGGAUCCCCUUGCUGCCUAUGAAUCAAUUACAUAACUUCUACAUGGGCUGGGGGAAAAAUAAUCACAAUAAGAAAAAUUUGUGUUUUAAACUGCCCCAUGAUUUUUGUUUGUUUUAAUGAAUUUC